This is a messenger RNA of Cetraspora pellucida, 1422 nucleotides long. The record is from the annotation of a GenBank genome assembly. NCBI's taxonomy places the organism in Eukaryota, Fungi, Glomeromycota, Glomeromycetes, Diversisporales, Gigasporaceae.
AUGGCAACAAUGGCAACUUCAGUACAAGAGUUUUUGUCAUGGGCGCAAGAAAAUGGUGUAAUGUCUGAUAUCAAUGUUCGAAAGAUUCCAGAUAAAGGUUUAGGUCUUGUCUUAAAACGCCAAGCGGCUCGUGAUAAUUCAAUAGUGGCAUAUAUUCCUUUUCAUCUUUUACUUAACACGACAAAAGUUGGAAAAUAUGCUAAAGAAAAAGCACCUAAACUUGAGGAAACUUUCCAAGCUUUAAUAAAAAAUGGUGAAUCAUUGACCGAACGUAUGGUACUUAUAUGUUUUCUAUUAUAUGAACGUUUCGGCCGCCUUGCAUGCGGAGAAGAACCUUCCUUAUGGAAACCGUAUGUUGAUAUUUUACCGCACACUCUUCAUACUCCAUUGUUUUAUGAUAAAACAUUAAGAGCUUGUCUAGAUGGAACAAGUUUGAAAUCGGCUGUUGACGCAAAAUUUAAUAAACUUCACCGUGAAUAUAAUAAACUUCGUCCUCAUUUUAACCAAUGGUCUACGCAAUCUUCGUCAUCUAAUAAUAAUGUCUCCGAUAAUCUCGACAUUAUUACUCUUGAUCAUUUUGUUUGGGCUGAUGGUGUAUUUUGGUCUAGAGUAUUAUCUUUUGGUAGUCGUCUUGCUUCUGACAAUAAUUUCAUUGGCUCUAUUUCUGAUGACUAUCAUUUAGUACCAUUUCUUGAUUUCGCUAAUCAUUCUUUAAAACCAUACGCUCGUUGGGAACUCACGCCUGAAGGUGUUGAAUUAAUUCUUACAAAAUCUGAUUCUCCUGAACCUAUUCUCCCUGAUACUGAAAUUUGUAUCUCAUAUGGCGAUAAACCUAACUCUGAAUUGCUAUUUAUUCAUGGUUUUACGUUGAUCGAUAAUCCAUGGUCCGCAAUUUCUUUUCCUGUACCUUUCUAUGAAAACGAUGAAUAUGAAGAAGAAAAAUUUAUAUUUAUGCAAUGUCAUGGAAUCAAGCCUUUAGUUUCUCUUACUAGAAAAAAAGGUGGCGCUGAAUUAACUCGUGAAUCUACCAGAGCAAUGUGGAUAAGUGUUUUAACGAAAGAAGAUGGUUUAAAAUUCACAAAUGUAAUCGAUGAUUCUUCACAACCUGUAAAUUUAACAAUUGGUGAUAAAAUUAUUCAUACUCUUGAUGAGUUGGAUAAUACUGUCAAUGAAUUAUCUAUAUUUCCAAUAAUCGAAGGACGAGUUAUCACUCUUAUUUUAGAAAAUGUAGAACAUCUUUUAUCACAUUUUAAACAAACAAACGAAAAAGUUUUGAAAAUGAUGGAAAGUGGCAAAAAUUCUCGUGAGUUAGAGUAUAUUAGAAUAUAUAGAGAAGACGAAUAUAAAUUUUUGGAAUAUGCUGUGGAUGAUUUCACAAGAAAGCGCGAUUCUUUAUUAUCGGACGAAUACAUACUUGAAUAG